Drosophila pseudoobscura is the source of this 1202-nucleotide messenger RNA. It is a transcript of the gene Prosalpha4, whose product is annotated as proteasome alpha4 subunit. Gene Ontology annotation, biological process: ubiquitin-dependent protein catabolic process; proteasomal protein catabolic process. The transcript is spliced from 3 exons. NCBI's taxonomy places the organism in Eukaryota, Metazoa, Arthropoda, Insecta, Diptera, Drosophilidae. The record is from RefSeq and is a predicted model, not a curated record. The coding region runs from base 154 to 903 and encodes 249 amino acids. Gene Ontology annotation, cellular component: proteasome core complex; nucleus; proteasome core complex, alpha-subunit complex.
UCUCUUCGAUAAAUCCGCGGUCACACUGAUCUGAUUCCCUCAAAAAAGCAUCAUCAUUGCCGGACAAAAAAGUUUUGAACGCCAAAGCCGCACGGAAAUCAAGAUUAUAAUAAUCCUCUAGUGCAUCAUCUGUUCGUUGACUAAUUCCUAAAGAUGUCUUCACGUUACGAUCGCGCUGUUACUAUUUUCUCCCCAGACGGACAUUUGCUUCAGGUGGAAUAUGCCCAAGAAGCCGUCCGGAAGGGCUCGACCGCGGUUGGUGUUCGCGGCGGCAGCUGCGUUGUGUUGGGGGUGGAGAAAAAGUCUGUUGCCAAGUUGCAAGAGGACCGCACAGUUCGCAAAAUUUGCAUGCUUGACCAUCACAUUACAAUGGCCUUUGCCGGCCUCACUGCCGAUGCUCGCAUUCUGAUUAACCGUGCCCAAGUGGAGUGCCAGAGCCAUCGGCUUAAUGUUGAAGACCAAGUUACUCUGGAGUACAUCACUCGUUACAUUGCCCAGCUGAAACAGAAGUAUACUCAGAGCAAUGGUCGCCGUCCCUUCGGCAUUUCUUGCCUGAUUGGCGGAUUUGAUGGCGAUGGCUCGGCGCAUUUGUUCCAAACCGAGCCUUCUGGUAUUUUCUAUGAAUACAAAGCAAACGCUACGGGUCGCUCGGCCAAGACUGUGCGCGAGUUCUUCGAGAAGAAUUAUCGUGAAGAGGAUGUGGCCACUGAGAAAGGUGCCGUCAAGCUGGCAGUUCGCGCCCUGCUCGAGGUGGCACAGUCGGGCCAGAACAACUUGGAGGUGGCCAUCAUGGAGAACAACAAGCCGCUGAAGAUGCUGGAUCGGGAAGUCAUCCAGGAAUAUGUGAACAUCAUCGAGAAGGAGAAGGAAGAGGAUAUCGAAAAGAAAAAGCAGAAGAAGUAACACACCAGGCACUCUCCAACAGAAUGCCUUCAAUUCGAACAUUUUCUUAAUUCAGGACCUCUGCAAAAAUCUCCCCUAAGAUUAUCUAUUAUAACUUCACGCAAAAGUCAUUUAGUUUUAGUAGGGAGGUUUUUACAGAUUCCAUUGAUUUGGCGAAUGUUCCACCGCAUCGCAUCGGGUGGCCCGAUGGCACAUUUUUAUCUAAAUAAUUUUCUACAUUUUGAAAUGUUGUAAAGAGGUUAAAAGCUACAUAUAUGAGUUGUAUAAAAUACAUGGUCUACCAGACACGAGAACGGAGA